Messenger RNA from Acytostelium subglobosum LB1, 3867 nucleotides. RefSeq lists its product as hypothetical. Gene Ontology annotation, cellular component: Ski complex. Gene Ontology annotation, biological process: nuclear-transcribed mRNA catabolic process, 3'-5' exonucleolytic nonsense-mediated decay. The record is from RefSeq and is a predicted model, not a curated record. Lineage: Eukaryota; Evosea; Eumycetozoa; Acytosteliales; Acytosteliaceae. Gene Ontology annotation, molecular function: RNA helicase activity; RNA binding; ATP binding. The transcript has 2 exons. The coding region runs from base 1 to 3867 and encodes 1288 amino acids.
AUGAGUGAUAUUGACAUAACAUCAUUCUUGAGUGAGUUGGAUACACUCGAGAGUAAGGAGUCCAAUGCAACUCCAUCAGACAACACAUUCUACUUUAGUUCAGCUCACAAUGUCAGAGCAUUGAUCACAACUUCCACCACCUUGUUACCCGAGUUGUCAUUACAACAAUGUGUUAAAGGCACUCCCUUCAACAUAUCAUCAAAUAUACCCACUCAAUCAGUCUUUGCUCAAGUACCAGACUUGUUUGAUGAGCUUAGGGAACAGCAUACAACACUUCGUCUGAAUGAGGAUGUGAAGAAUGAGCAGAGAAGUUGGCCACGCUUCCUCGAUACAAACUCUCUACCAUUUCGCUCAUUGAUAGUAGUUGAGCAAUCAUCUCCAACUGCAGACAUUGAGUUGGGCGUCGAUCAAGUCAAUCAUCAACUGUCAAUGACUGAAUACAAGGAGGUGCCAAUCAACAGUAGAUUGAAUGCAUCCAAUUCGACAUCACUGUUGCGAGCUUGGAAUGAGAAGGCGGCAGACUUUCACCGAGGUGAUGCACAGGCUUUCCCAUUCUUGCCUGGUGGCAUUGAGGCCAAGCCAUCCUCUGCCAUUCACACACAGACCAUUGGAGAGAAGAUCGAUUGGGUAUCAUUCUGGAGUGCUCCAGCCACUCUGCUCACCAAGGCACCAGGUCUAUCACGAGGACUACCAACCAUAGAUGAUCAAUCAAUGAGACAAUCGACUGAGCACUCAUACUUCGAUCAAGAGGAGGAAGAAGAAGAGGAAGAGGAGAUUGAGGAGGAAGAUGAUGAAGAUGAGGAAGAGGAUGUCGAUGCGGAAGAGGAGGAGGAGGCAGCCGUUACAGUGGCACCCACUUUGACUACAUCAAGCGACCUUAGCGAGGUCGAGAAGUUGAUUGACACGACGACUCCAGCUACAUCAGCGACACAGACAGAGGCCGCAUCAGCGACAACUGCCGCCACAUCUGGCGACCGCCCACCCGAGAAGAAGGUGUGGGCAUUCAAUGAUACAAAGGAGAUCACAACACCAUUCGCCGAGCUCAUAAGCAACCCAGCCAUUGUAUAUCCAUUCGAGUUGGACAGCUUCCAGAAGCAGGCCAUCUAUCACAUGGAGAAGGGCGAGAGUGUGUUUAUCAGUGCCCACACGUCUGCUGGAAAGACAGUAAUUGCCGAGUACGCCAUUGCCAUGGCCGCCAAGAACAUGACGCGUGCUAUCUACACGUCGCCAAUCAAGGCUCUGUCCAACCAGAAGUUCCGCGACUUCAAAAACACAUUCAACAACGUCGGAUUGAUCACGGGAGAUGUCUCGGUCAACCCGACCGCCUCGUGUCUCGUGCUCACCACCGAGAUUCUGCGCUCGAUGCUCUAUAAGGGCGCCGACCUGAUCCGUGACAUUGAGUGGGUGAUCUUUGACGAGGUCCACUACCUCAACGACUUGGAGCGUGGCGUCGUCUGGGAGGAGGUGAUCAUCAUGCUGCCAGCACACAUCAAGAUCGUGCUGCUGUCGGCUACCGUGUCCAACCCGCUCGAGUUUGCCGACUGGAUUGGCAGGACCAAGAAGAUGCCCAUCUAUGUCAUUGGCACGACCAAGCGUCCCGUGCCCCUCGAGCACUUUAUCAACACUCCCUCCAACGAGAUGUUCAAGAUCGUCGACAGUUCGCGAAGAUUCCUCAUGGAUGGCUACAACGCUGCGUACGCAUCAAUGAACAAAGAGUCUUCGUCAUCUGGUGGACGUGGCGGACGUGGUGGCGCAGGUGCUCGCGGAGGACGUGGUGGAGGCGGCGGUGGCGGUGGUGGCAGGAGUGGCGGCGGCGGCAACAGCAACAAAUCAUCGAAUUGGACGCGACUCAUCACAACAUUGAAUGAGAAGAACCAGCUACCAGUGAUCGUGUUCUCAUUCAGCAAGGCCAAGUGUCAAGAGUAUGCGUUUGGCUUGGGCGACAAGGUGGUGCUGACAAAUAACACAGAGAGGAGCAUCAUCAAGGUAUUCAUUCAGGAGUCACUGUCGCGUCUGAGUGCAGACGACCGCGAGCUGCCACAGAUCCUGCAAAUCCGAGACUUCCUCGAGCGCGGCAUUGGUGUGCACCAUGGCGGCCUUCUGCCCAUCGUCAAGGAGCUGGUCGAGAUCCUCUUCUCCAAGUCGCUGGUCAAGGUGCUGUUUGCCACAGAGACCUUUGCCAUGGGUGUGAACAUGCCCGCCAAGACCGUGGUGUACAGCCAUACACGCAAGCACGACGGCCUGAGCUUCCGUGAGCUUCUGCCCGGUGAGUACACCCAGAUGUCUGGUCGUGCGGGUCGUCGUGGCCUGGACUCGGUGGGCACUGUGCUGCUGGCCUGCUGGAAGGAGCUGCCUGAGUCAUCGACGCUCGAGUCCAUGAUCCUAGGCGUGCCAUCCAAGUUGAACAGUCAGUUCCGUCUCACGUACAACAUGAUCCUGAACCUGCUGCGAGUGCAAGACUUCAAGGUGGAGGAUAUGAUCAAGAGAUCAUUCUCUGAGUUCUCCUCGCAGAAGGACCUGCCCGAGAUCCGCCAAGAGAUUGAGAAGAUCAAGAAGCAAUACGACGAGGUGCCAGAGGUCGAGUGCAUCCUGGGCGAGCCAGAUAUUGAGAACUACUAUCAACUGUUCUGCGAAAGCAAGUCCAAGAACCAGGCAGUGCAGAAGGCCAUCCUGUCGGUGCAGUCGGACAACCACUUCCAGGCGGGUCGAGUCGUCAUCCUCUGUGAGAGCGAUGACAUGAAGUACCACAACUACACCAUUGGUGUCAUACUGCAGUGCAACACGACAAGUACCAAGAACUACAUCAACACGACAGUGGCGCGAUCAUUCUCAAUCUUUGCCUUGCGACUCAAGGGCGCUGAUGAAGGCCGCAACGUCACAUGCGACGGCCACUACAUAUAUAUUAGCGCCAAUGGACUGGACAUUAGGCGCGUGUGUCAAGAGCGCAUCAAGAUUGACGUGCGCGCCAUCGAGACCGACGACAAGGCAUCGUGCAGUGUCUUGGAACAGCAGUUGCUCCGUCUGCUUGAGCAGCACCCCCUUCCUCUGGGCCCACCCGCACUCGAUCCCAUCGGCAAGAUGAAGCUCAAGAACGUGGAGUUUGUCGAGACGUACCGCGGCCUUGAGAAGAUAGAGGAGCUAAUCCCUCAGUCCAAGUGCCACAAGUGUCCCAAGCUGGCGGAACACUACAACCUUACCGAGCGUCGCACUCAGCUCAAGCAGCAGCUGUCACAACAUACCUUCUCCACAUCGGAUGAGAAUCUGCGUCUGAUGCCCGAGUUCCAGACGCGCCUCAAGAUCCUCCAGACCCUGGGCUACAUCGACCAGGACAACAACGUUCUGGUCAAGGGCAAGGUGUCGCGAGAGAUCAACACAUGCGAGGAGCUGAUCAUCCCCGAGCUGAUCUUUGAGAACGCCUUCCUCAACCUCGACCCGGCCGAGAUCGUCGCCGUGCUCUCCACGCUGAUCUUCCAGGAGAAGGAUGCCAAGGAGCCGUCGCUCACGCCUCGUCUGCUCGAGGCCAAGCGCAACCUGCAGGAGCUGACCAACCGACUCACGCUCAUCCAAUUGGAGCACCAUCUGGACGUGCCGUCGCAGGACGAUGAGCGAUCACGUCUGCUCAACUUUGGACUGAUGGAGGUGUGCUAUGAGUGGGCGCGAGGCAUGCCCUUCCACGAGAUCUGCCAGCUGACCAAUGUGUUGGAGGGAUCAAUCGUGCGUGCCAUCACAAGAAUUGGAGAGACAUGUCAAGAAGUCAGGAAUUCAGCCAGGAUCAUUGGAGACACCAAACUAUUCCAAAAGAUGGAGGAGGCAGCCAAACUGAUCAAACGUGAUAUCGUAUUCGCUUCAUCACUUUACAUUGUUUGA